This is a messenger RNA of Cyclopterus lumpus (lumpfish), 1736 nucleotides long. It is a transcript of the gene styk1b, whose product is annotated as serine/threonine/tyrosine kinase 1b. Gene Ontology annotation, biological process: positive regulation of kinase activity; cell surface receptor protein tyrosine kinase signaling pathway; protein phosphorylation. The transcript has 11 exons. NCBI's taxonomy places the organism in Eukaryota, Metazoa, Chordata, Actinopteri, Perciformes, Cyclopteridae. Gene Ontology annotation, cellular component: signaling receptor complex. The record is from RefSeq and is a predicted model, not a curated record. Gene Ontology annotation, molecular function: transmembrane receptor protein tyrosine kinase activity; ATP binding. The coding region runs from base 256 to 1635 and encodes 459 amino acids.
GAAGCUGCAGGUGAGGAGGGUGGAGUUAAGAAAACACACACAAGGAGGAACAUAGACAAACAGAGAGCAGCGCAUUGAUCCCCUGAGCCGGAGAAACCACCUGAGAAAAACAACACAAUGAAGAUCUGAACCCGAACAACACAUUCAGCCGGGAGGAUGUAUGAAAGGUGUCCGAGUGUGUGAAGGAGGGAAACAUGAGAACGCAAUAACAGGAUUCAACCUUUGAUCUGUGGGAAAUAACUGAAAUAGCUGAAAAUGUCUUCAGGAUCAGAGGGAGACGCCAGGUGCGAGCCCGGAGAUAAUAUCUGUGUGGUCCGUUUGUACGAGCAGGAGGUGAUUGUUGUGCCCGUCUUUCUGCUGGCCUGCUUCUUGGUCACUCUGGUCUUCGUUCUCCUGCUGCGCUAUUGUCCAGAGAAAGUCGAUCGCCUCCGUCCGCAGGCCUCGAAGCCGGCCUCCAGGAGAGUGCUGCAUGGCAUCGAUGCUCCACCAGGUAUCAACGUCAUGGAGCAUGAGAGCAUCGCUCUGGACACGUCCAGUACCUACUCCACCUUCAUCCCUCAGAGCAUGUACCCUUCCAGAACCCCCUCCAAGACUAUGGCCACACUCUCCCUCCCACCCGGCCUCCCACCUAGUCUCCCACCCAGCCUCACACCGCAGCCCUUACAGCCCAGUUUCACUCCCAUCGUCCAGCCCAGGGAGUUGCCCCGUCAGAGGCUGCCUGAGUCCUUCAAACUGGUCACCCCUCUGCCUGUCGCCUUCUCCCUGCGGUCCAACACCGCUGUGUCCCUCUACAGGGCCCGAAUGGAAAACAGGAAUGUGGUGCUGCGAGUCCUAAAGGACACUGCUGAUGCCUCAGAAAGACACAGCUUCCUAGAAUUUGCAUCCUUUCUGGCCCAGCUGGGGCCACAUCCCUUCCUGCCAGAGCUUCUUGGGGUGGUCUCACUUCGUGCUCCUCUGGUUACAGUUGUGGAAGAGCUGGAGAACAGAGACCUGCUCAGCUUCCUGUGGCGAUGCAGAGAGGAGCAGGUGGAUCCUCCAUGUGAGAUGACUGAGAGACGAAUCUUUACCAUGGCCAAGCAGGUGGCCUCAGCACUGGAGUUCCUUCACAACAAAGACCUUCUGCACGGAAACAUUCGUGCCCGCAGCGUACUGGUCACCAAGGAGUCCACUGCCAAGCUUUGGGGCCUGCAUGGGGUCUACACAAGGAAGAACCAGGGGGCCACAAAGAGAGAGGAUCCCGGUAUGAAGAAAUGGCAGGCACCAGAGCUGCUAGCCAAGAAACCUGCCAGUCAGAGCAGCGACAUUUGGUCAUUGGGCAUUUUACUUUAUGAAAUGGCAACAAUGGGUGAAGCUCCGUUUGCAGAAAUCUCAGUGAAUGAGCUGCUGCAGUUUCACCAACGAGGGAAAAGUCUGAGAAAACCUUCAAACUGUUCCAACGCGCUGUACUCUGUCAUUAAGGGUUGCUGCCAGUGGAAAGAUCAAGAUCGACCCUCUCUGGCAGAGGUGAGCCGCAAGAUCAUCUCCGCAGAGAAGAAUGCCUCGGACAAAGUCCUCAAGGUGUCGGGGACCGUUAACAUUGAGAAGUACCUGCAGGAGGCCGGAUACGGGGAAACCAACAGCUACACGGUUUUCUGAUCAGUUUUCUGCCGAAACCAGGACAACUGAAUGUGAAAUAAGUUCACUUCUGGGAACCAUUCAUUUUUAUUUAAGUAAGAUCAUAAAUAUCCAAAUCGUUG